AAUAGUAGUUUUGAUAUGGUGGAUAAUAUCACAAUCUAGAGAGGAUUCUCGUACUUGCAAAUUUUUGGAUUGUUAAAAAAUUCUUCAAUUAAUUAUAAACCGUUGAGUGUGUGGAUCAUUGUUAGUGUAGAGACAGUGAUGACUCUUGGCCCGUUUGAAGAAGGAGCUUAUGUGAUUUGAAAAUGAAAUGCAUGGCUGGUUCUUUUUCUUUAGCCUCAGCUUUUGGGACCACUUUUGAUUUUGUUAUAAUAUAUUCAUAACAUACCAAUCAAUGUUACUAGCUAUUACUAUUAAUUUUUGCACGCCGUGCUAGUAUUGUGUGAUGCAUGCUGCUGUACUUAUGUUAGGACUGAAGACCCUAGAGCUAAUACGGACUUGGAUUGUCCGCAAUCAGACUAAUAUGCAUCGUUUAUGUUGAAUCGGACAGCUCAUAUCAUGUAUAUUUCAAUUUCAAAUUGAUCCUUGCCUUCAAAGUUUACCAAGGAUCAGGAUUGCAACUGUGGUCAAAAGUGACUGCAGGCAAUCCAUAGGCUUUGAUCUCUCCCUUAAUCUUGUGGUCAAGGAUUCGAUCUCAGAGUGAAGAAGGGAUAGAUGUUAGAAAGAUGAUGGGACAUAAAAGGAGCCCCUGCUCUGUUGAUCAAAGCAAUUAUAAUUCUAUUGCAUCUAAAAAGCAAAAGCCUGAUUUGUCGAUCAGCACUAAGGAUAGGAAGGAAAAGAUUGGUGAACGAAUUGUUGCUCUUCAACAGCUUGUUUCACCAUAUGGAAAGACAGAUACAUCUUCUGUUCUAAAGGAGGCGAUGGACUACAUAGGGUUCCUUCAUAAACAAGUUAAGCUGCUUAGUGCUCCUUACCUCGAAACUGCACCAGCAACCCAGUUACAGGAUACAGAGUCAUGCAGCCUGAGGAGUAGAGGGUUAUGUAUUGUUCCUGUCUCGUUUACUAAUGGAGUUGCUGAGGGAAAUGGUGCAGAUAUUUGGGCACCAAUCAAGACCACUUCACCUAAACAUGAGAAAGAUGUCUCGCAAUUUUAGUGAUUAAUUCUGUCAGCUUAGCCGCCUUAAGGUUGCUAAGUCACUAAACCGGUCUAUUAGAAUUAAAAUUUAUCAUAACCUAUUUCAUGGUCCAUCUAUAGAUGGAAUCAUAGUAGGUAAAAUAGUCAUAAGCUUUAAGAGCUCUUCUAUUAAUUAAAAAGCUGCCCCCUGCCUUAAUAAUUUUAAACUGGUGAUGUGGGUAUGCUUUCAAGUACACCAUAUGGAUUCGAUUCUACGAGCUGAUUUCCAAGUGUAUAUUUAAAAAUUCUAGUUAUAUAAUGAAUGAUUCCAUGUACUGAUUAGCUUAAUGAAAUUAAGUUUCCAUGACUUUUUCA
Messenger RNA from Medicago truncatula (barrel medic), 1366 nucleotides. Its product is annotated as transcription factor bHLH153. Gene Ontology annotation, cellular component: nucleus. Gene Ontology annotation, biological process: regulation of transcription by RNA polymerase II. NCBI's taxonomy places the organism in Eukaryota, Viridiplantae, Streptophyta, Magnoliopsida, Fabales, Fabaceae. The record is from RefSeq and is a predicted model, not a curated record. Bases 603 to 1031 code for a protein of 142 amino acids. Gene Ontology annotation, molecular function: RNA polymerase II cis-regulatory region sequence-specific DNA binding; DNA-binding transcription factor activity, RNA polymerase II-specific; protein dimerization activity. The transcript has 6 exons.